Molecule: messenger RNA, 1958 nt
Organism: Tribolium castaneum (red flour beetle)
Lineage: Eukaryota; Metazoa; Arthropoda; Insecta; Coleoptera; Tenebrionidae
Gene: Bx42
Product: Bx42
Exons: 3
Coding region: 309-1910 (533 amino acids)
Biological process (GO): mRNA splicing, via spliceosome
Cellular component (GO): spliceosomal complex
Source: RefSeq, a predicted model, not a curated record
UACAAAUCAUUCCGUCUAUUUGACGUUUUAGUAGUGGCGUUAAUUUGGGUGUAUUUAUAAAACAGAAUUACACACAAUAAUCCAUUACUUAGUUGCGUUUUUUAAGUACAAAUUGCUUUGAAUAUCGCACAGCGAUAAUAUAAUAUCAAGAUUUUGCGGAAAUUGUUUUCCCGAAAGCCACUGUUGUGCAAUCGAUUUUUACAUAUUUUCCGAUUUACUAGUGAAGUAAAACAAUAAAAACUUACAUUAAUGAGUGCAGUGUGAAUAUUUUACGCUAUUGUCAAGUUUUUGCUGAUUUAGGAAAAGAAAUGGAAUUAUCCAGUUUAUUGCCCGCCCCCAUACAACCCGUAUGGGAUCGGGACGACGAGAGACGGCAACAGAAUGCCACAACUCAACGUUCCACAUCUGUUGUAACAGCCCAAAGCAUUGCCCCACCGUAUGGACAAAGAAGGGGUUGGGUCCCACGAGUCCACACCGACUAUGGAGAUGGAGGCGCAUUUCCCGAAAUCCACGUGGCCCAGUACCCUCUUGACAUGGGGCGAAAGGGCAAAGAAUCAACUUCAAACGCCUUGGCCGUCCAAUUGGACGCAGAAGGCAAAGUCAAAUACGACGUAAUCGCACGUCAAGGCCACGGCAAAGACAAAAUCGUCUAUUCAAAACUCUCCGAUUUGUUACCAGUUGAAGUAACCACAGAAAAUGACCCAAGUCUUGCUAAACCAUCUCAGGAGGAAAUCGAAGAUAUCACAGAAAAAACCCGUCAAGCAUUACAACGCCUAACAAAUUCAAAAAUCGCAGCUGCAAUGCCAGUCAGAUGUGCCGAAAAACAAGGCCCCGCUGAAUUUAUUCGUUACACCCCUUCACAACAAGGGGCCGCCUUCAACUCGGGUGCCAAACAGCGCGUCAUUCGUUUGGUCGAAGCACAAGUUGAUCCAAUGGAGCCCCCACGUUUCAAGAUCAAUAAGAAGAUCCCAAGGGGGCCCCCUUCGCCCCCAGCGCCCGUUUUGCACAGCCCCACACGUCGUGUCACUGUUAAGGAGCAAAAGGAGUGGAAAAUCCCGCCCUGUAUUUCAAAUUGGAAAAAUGCAAAGGGUUACACAGUUCCGUUAGAUAAGCGUUUAGCUGCAGAUGGUCGGGGGUUGCAACAGUUGCACAUCAACGAGAAUUUCGCAAAGUUGGCUGAGGCUCUAUAUAUUGCCGAUAGAAAAGCACGAGAGGCUGUGGAAACACGCGCCCAACUCGAGAAAAAACUAGCUCAGAAGGAAAAGGAACAAAAGGAGGAGCAUUUGAGACAGUUGGCUCAAAAAGCUCGAGAUGAACGUGCUGGGAUCAAAGUCGCUGAUGCUAAAAUCACAGAUGAGGAGGAACGUGAGAGAGAAAUGCUGAGACAGGACCGGCAUAAGGAGCGAGCAAGAGAGAGAAACUUGGCAAGGGCUGCUCCCGAUAAGCGUUCAAAGUUGAAGAGGGAGCGAGAGCGAGAUAUUUCCGAGCAGAUUGCUUUGGGGAUGCCUGCCAGAGGAGUCUCCUCAAACGAGGUGCAGUUUGAUCAGAGAUUAUUCGGACAGGCUCAAGGUUUGGGGCAUGGAUAUGGGGACGAUGACGCGUAUAAUGUUUAUGAUAAGCCGUGGAGGGAGGGGGGCUCAAUGGCCAAUCACUUGUACAGACCUAGUAGGAAUGUGGAUAAGGAGGUAUACGGUGAAGAUUUGGAGAAAAUCGUCAAAACGAACCGAUUUGUUCCGGAUAAGGAGUUUAGUGGAACUGAUCGGAAUGCGCCAAGGUCUGGACCUGUACAAUUUGAGAAAGAGGAAGAUCCGUUCGGGUUAGAUCAGUUCUUGAGUCAGGCUAAACGGGCGAGCAAACGCAAGGAACCGGAGAGGAGGGAUGAGAGGGAUAAGCGAAAGAGAAGAGAUUAAAAUAUUGAUUGUAUUUGGGUUUUUUAAAUAAAUACAAUUGUAGAAAUU